ACGAAGAAGAAGAACUUGAAGAUGAUGAAGAAGACGAUGAUGAAGAUGAUGAUGAUUAUGAUGAUCAUAGUGACGCAUCAAACAACGAUGACAAUGAGGAUGAUGAGGACAAUUGAAUUAAUUAAAUGCUUGUAUUUUGACAUGUUUAUGAUUCACGAUUAUAUAAAAUUAAUUCAUUUAUUUAAUACCAAUUAUGUACUUUGCGUUUAGUUGUCUAUUUAUUUAUAUAUUUUAAAUUACAGUAAUGUCAGCACAGGAGCCUUCACGCCCUGACAAGGGCAAGAUGGUAAAAAGGCUAGGAAGGCGAAGUACAUUAUUAGAGUUCCUUCGACGAUACCAUUUUCAAGUGCUAGUACUUCACCAGACGUUGGCUCACGUCCACCACCCCCUUCUACGAUGCCCUCACCUUUUGUCGGGCCCACACCUCCUACUAUAGGGCCCACACCUUCUUCUAUAGGGCCCACUCCUUCAGUUGUUGGGCCCACAUCUCCUACUGUAGUGCCCACUCCUUCAGUUGUAGGGCCCACACCAUAUAUUCAUCCCUCUCCUAUCCCCACACCAUCUUCUGUACCAUCUCCAGAUGUACACCAGCCAUCUGUUGAUCCUGCUGAUCCUGCUGAUUUGGGUGAUCCUGCUCCUCAUGAUUAACCAUUCAUUGAGCCAUGUGGAAAAGGGUUUCUUCCUUCUAGAGUUGCUUCAUAGGCCAUCAUUAGGUCUUUUAAGCAACAAUUUCUUCAGCCCUAGGCAUCGUGGGGAGUAAUCCCUGAAGAGGACAAAAAACUGAUUUGGGAGAGAUUUAAGAGAUACUCGGAUCACAGGACAACGCCCUCAUUGGGUGGGGGAGCACAUAUGGAAUUCAUUGUUGACGCAUUGGAAUACGCCACAGUACCGCAUUAAAUGUGGUACUGCCCAGAAAAAUAGGGCAUCAGAAAAAGGUGGUGUACUGCAUACUGGAGGAUCCAUCAGUACACAUGAACAUGCAAUUCGUAUGGCAGUGACACUUGGACGGGUUGUUCAUGUUGAUGAGGUCUUUAGACAAACUCAUAUUCGCAAGGGGACUGGCGAAUAUGUUGAUGAAAGGUCUCACAAGACCAUUGAAGAUUUUUUUGCGAGAUUGACACAGGCGAGACCAGAGGGGGGAUCUGGUCCUGAUGGUUACUCUAGAGUAGAUGCAGAUGAAGAAAUGAUCAGGACCCAAUGCUGGGUUGAUACCGUCCGGGGAAAGAAGAAAGGACGACUGUAUGGGGAAGGACAACUUGCCUCUCAUUAUAGUGCUGGAAGAGGAGGCAUAUUCAGACAUCAACCAUCUACCUCUAGCACAUUUGACCCCAACAAUGUCGUUAGUAAAGACGCUUAUGAUUCACUUCUAGCCAGAUUUGAAAAUCUGGAAAAUCUGGUUAGGACGUUGGUACCUCUGCAGGGACAUACUGCCCCAUUAUCAUCCCAGUAGCCAUACCUACCUCAGCAGCCUCCCCAGACCACACCAGUGCAAGACGAUGACUCUGAUGAUCCUGAUGAUUAUGAUGGGUUUUGAUAUUUAGGAACUUUUGAAAAGAUCUAAUUAGGUUUUCUUUUUUAAGAACUUUUUUUUGACAUUAGAAACUUUUCAAACUUUAAAGUGAUAUUAAAGUUAGUCUUUUAUUAUCAAACUUUGUUUUGUAUUUAGGAACUUUUGAAACAUAGA
Molecule: messenger RNA, 1684 nt
Organism: Vigna radiata var. radiata (mung bean)
Lineage: Eukaryota; Viridiplantae; Streptophyta; Magnoliopsida; Fabales; Fabaceae
Exons: 5
Coding region: 989-1450 (153 amino acids)
Source: RefSeq, a predicted model, not a curated record